Molecule: messenger RNA, 1176 nt
Organism: Mucor mucedo
Lineage: Eukaryota; Fungi; Mucoromycota; Mucoromycetes; Mucorales; Mucoraceae
Exons: 3
Coding region: 1-1176 (391 amino acids)
Biological process (GO): endocytosis; exocytosis; maintenance of cell polarity
Cellular component (GO): cytosol; membrane; intracellular membrane-bounded organelle
Molecular function (GO): oxysterol binding
Source: RefSeq, a predicted model, not a curated record
AUGUCUGCACCUGAUAACGACGAAGUCAAUAACGUUGACAAGAUUCCCACUGAGCAAAAAGGAGCUUUUCACUCAUUCUUAAAAUCUUUGGCAUCCUUCUCUGGUGAUCUCUCCUCUUUAACUUGUCCAGCUUUUCUUUUAGCACCCGUAUCCUUGAUUGAAUAUUCUGAAUAUUGGACACAACAACCGGAGCUGUUCACCGCCAUUACGCAAUCAGAUGAUGAGGUGGAACGCAUGGUGUCUUUUGUGAGAUGGUUUAUAUCCUCUUUAAAUGCAUCAUAUUCCCGUCGUGUACCUAAAGGAGAAUGGGAAAAGAAGCCUUAUAAUCCCGUGUUAGGAGAACAAUAUAAAAUGGUUUGGGGUGACGUUGGAGGCACUGGUGAAACAGAUGUCAUUGUUGAACAGGUGUCUCAUCAUCCUCCCGUGACUGGAUUCCGUAUCGUGAAUGAAAAGUCUGGUUUGACCUUGAAUGGUCAUACUGGUCAAAAGACCCGUUUCUCUGGCACUUCUUUAAUCGUGGAUCAAGUCGGUCAAAGUUUAGUCACUUUGCAUCAACGUGAUAACGAGAAAUACAUGUACACAUGUCCCUCCAUUACCGUGAAUGGUAUUUGGUACGCAGCUCCCUAUGUUGAAUUGACUGGUACUUCUUAUAUUCAAUCAUCCACUGGUUUGUAUUGCUCAAUUGAAUACUCUUCUCGCGGUUGGAUCUCUGGAGAACGUAACCAUUUUAAAUGUUAUCUUCGUCGUAAUGGAGGUAGCUCUAAAGAAUAUAUCUACAAGAUGGAAGGACAAUGGAGCGGUAAAUCUACUAUUACACCUUACGGUUCCAAAACAUCUUCACCUUUCCUUGAUGUUACCUCUUUAACACCUGCUCCCAUGUUUGUCAAGGAUAUCCAAGAACAAGGUGAAUUAGAAAGUCGCAAGAUUUGGCAAAAAGUAUCCGAAGCCAUUAAAGCCAAUGAUACCAACUUGGCUGGACUUGAAAAAACAAAGCUUGAAAAUAAACAACGUGAAGAACGAACAGCUCGUCAAGAAGCUGGUCAAGAAUGGGAGCCUCAAUAUUUCCAAUGGGUUGAAGAUGAGCCUAAUGUUUCUACACUUCAACGUAUGUUAACUUCAACCGUUAAAUCCAAAUAUGCCCCUGCUACCACUGGUAACUGGGUGUUUAAAGGAUAA